This is a messenger RNA of Lagopus muta (rock ptarmigan), 1671 nucleotides long. Its product is annotated as PHD finger protein 7-like. Gene Ontology annotation, cellular component: nucleus. Lineage: Eukaryota; Metazoa; Chordata; Aves; Galliformes; Phasianidae. The transcript is spliced from 9 exons. Bases 1 to 1626 code for a protein of 541 amino acids. The record is from RefSeq and is a predicted model, not a curated record.
AUGUAUGCUAGGAAGCGGAAGUUGUCUGACUCGCAAGAGCCAGCGUGCGUGCUGUGUGGCUCGGUCGAUUACGACCUGGACACCUACGGGCGCAUGUUUGACCAGAUCGGGUUUAGGGUCCACGAGUUCUGCUUGAUUUUUGCCAACAUCUCUUUUGACGAAACACCAACAGACCAGGGAACUGUGCACCUUGAUUAUGCUGCCCUCACAACCAAGGUCAAGCAGGCAAACCAGAAGCAAUGCUGUGUUUGUGGAGAGAGGGGCGCUGCCAUCACGUGCACAGAGAGCGGCUGUGAACGAAGCUUCCACCUGCCGUGUGCCAAGGAUGGGCAGUGCGUCACCCAGUUCUUUGGGCUGCACAGGUCCUACUGCUUUGAGCACUGCCCUCGACAGACAGCAGUGACAGCUUCAGCAACCGGCACCCGCUGCGCCAUCUGCCAGGAGACCGUGGGGAACAUUGCAUCCUACCACACCCUGAUGUGCUCGGUUUGCAAACAUGCCUGGUUCCACCGGGACUGCAUCCAGCAACAGGCCUUGAAUGAUGGCAAGGAGUGCUUCCGCUGCCCUGUCUGUCAAGACAAUGCUCUUUUCUGCAUAGAGAUGUCCAUCCUCGGGAUCCGAAUCCCAGACAGCGUGGAGUCCUUCUGCCAAACCAUGCAGAUGAGAAGAACACCAGCAUGGGAGGACGAGCGUGCAUUCGCAACACUUCAGCAGAGGCACAGGUGCUGUGAUGCCAUCGUGUGCUUUUACCACGGAGGCAGGGAGCUGGCAGAAGAAGAGGGGCUCACUUGGUCCUCAAAGCCACAACCCCCUUGCUUCCCCAGGCCCUGGCAGCUGAUCCUGUGCAGCUCCUGUGGAGUGGAGAGCACCCACCGGCAGUGCUCCUACUCAAGCAUCAGGAUGAACAUGUGGGACUGUGACAGAUGUGCUGGCCUGGGUACCGCCUCCGCCGCCAUCUCGGAGCUCGCGGCACUCAGCACUGCCAGCCAGCAGAGCAGCCUGGAGCCAUCCCACAGCCCCCAGGAGCACGAGCACAACUGCUCCAGCCCCGACAGCCAGGCAGCAUCCGAGCCAUCACACAGGUCCCAGCUGCCGCAGCUCAGCUGCCAGACCAGUGAGCUGGGGACAACCUGCUCACAUGGUCCUGACCAUCAGGAUACAGUGGAGCAGCACCAAGCACAGCAUGGGAGCAGCCAUACACCCACCCCAGCCACUGAAAGCAGCUCCCGCAUCUCCACCAGACGGAGCAGAUCGGGAUCCUCCAGAGCAGCCACAGCAGCUGCACGCAGGAGGCGUCCCAGGCAGCGGAGAACAAGCCGCACACGAAGCCGCUCUCCGCUGCAAGGUCGGGCCCCAGGAUCCCAGAGCCCGACCAGAAGACCUCGAGGCAGCAGGCGAACACCAUCUCCAGCUGCUCAGAACAGAACCCGCAGCACCACCAGAGCGGCAAGGCGGAGGUCCUCGAGGGCUCCCCUGCAUUCACACCCUGCGGAGUGGCCCGGGCAGACAGGGGAGGCCCGCAUGCAAAGCCGUUCCUCAGUGGCACAACGAGCCACAUAUGUCCUCAGCCGGUGCAGAAGAGGCUGCAGGAGAAAGCCCCAACAGCAGAGGCUUUCCCGGCCAUGAAGUGACUCCCGGGUCUAACACUGAAGCCAACAACCACCUCCCAUA